AUGCUUGGUGUAUGGGCCUGAGGAUUAUCUGAAAAUACACCGGAACCACUGAAGAUGAUAGCUGAUCCGGAAAUCGAUAGGAUUGGCCGAUUACUAAACGAUAGCAAGUUAACUUUGAAUAAAACUACAAUUAAAAACAUUAUUAUAAUGUUGGAAGAUGAUAUACAAUCACUUUGUGCGCGAUUUCGAGCCCUAUUCAUUUUGCGGAAUCUCGGUUGUGACCGUUCAGUUGAAUGGAUUGGACGAUGUUUUGAUGAUCCAUCCGCCCUUCUGAAACAUGAAUUAGCUUACUGCCUUGGUCAGACACAGAAUAAAACAGCGAUAUCUAUUCUUGAAUCUGUGCUCCAGGAUGAAAGUCAAGAGGUAAUAGUACGUCAUGAAGCAGGUGAAGCACUGGGAGCAAUUGGUUCUUGCUCUUCUGCAGCUAUCCUUGAGAAAUAUAUGAAUGAUGAAGCUCAGGCUAUUGCAGAAACAUGCAGAUUAGCCUUGCAAAGGAUAGGAUGGCUUCAAGAAAAUAAAUAUGAUCAUAAAGAAGAUGAGAAAGAAAGUCCGUACAAUUCAAUAGAUCCAGCUCCUGCCUCAAGUGAAACCAAUAUUGAUAAGCUUUCUUCAAUUUUAACAGAUACAACAAAAUCAUUAUGGGAACGAUAUCAAGCUCUCUUCAGUCUUCGAAAUAUCGGCACAAAUGAAUCUAUAAAAGCACUUGCAAAAGGACUGACUUGCAAUGAUAGCGCACUACUCCGACAUGAAGUUGCUUAUGCCUUGGGUCAAGCACAAUCACCGAUAACAGUUACAGAAUUAAAACAUUCGCUGGAAAAUGAAAAAGAAAAUUGUAUGGUUCGACAUGAAUGUGCGGAAGCUCUGGGAGCAAUAGCAACAAAAGAAUGCAAAGAGGUGCUAAUGAAGUUUCGAAACGAUCCGGAACGUAUUGUACGAGAAAGUUGCGAAGUGGCGCUUGAUAUGGCAGAAUAUGAAAGUAGUGGUCAGUUUCAGUAUUCAUAUCAUUUUGAUUAUGUUUCAGUGAAACCUAUUCAGUUAGCAUGUUUGCGCAGUAGAUUUUAUCGAAUAACAAGUACAAAUGAUCCGACGGCUUUAAGUGCUGAAGACUUAGGUCGCCUGUAUCAGGUGAGCAAUGAAGACAUUGAUACAUUGUAUUACCGGUAUAUGUUACCUCCAAAAUUCCGGAAACAAGUGGAAACAUUGAAUGAAUGUGUUUGGUUAUAUAGGCGACCAACAUUUGAAGCAACCACAUGUUUAAAGUUGGUAGAUAUGAACAUUCCAAAUUUACGUAUAGUACUAUGGGGUCGAUGGGGCACUGGUAAAUCGAUGACUGUUUUCCAAACAAUUUAUCAUAUGUGGAAGCAAGGAUGGAUAAUAUUUACGAUACCAAAUGUGAUAACGAUUAUGAGGGAUCAUGAUGAAGCGAAACCAUCAACUUAUCGUGAAGGCCGCAUUGAUUUUCCUGUACUUGGGCAUCAAAUCUUGAGAAGAUUCAAACUAAUGAAUACACCCAAUUGGGAAAAACUCAAUGAAUGCAAAACCCAAAAGCACUACAAAUGGUCCAAAGUCGAGGAAACAAAAGAAGGAGAACCAGUCACAAAUAUAGUUGACAUUGGUCUUUCUGCUCCCUCUUUGUCAUCAGAUUGUGUUGGUGGCUUGCUUCGAGAGUUAACCCAUCACUGUAGUGCUGGCAGAUUUCCAUUGCUUGUGACGAUCGACCAUGCUAAUUCUCUUUAUGGUAAAACAACAAUGAAGGAUAGAAAUCAUAAACUUGUAGAUCCGAAGUACUUCACCUUAAUUCAUCAUCUCCGGAAAUUACUACGAAAUGACUGGACGAAUGGUGCAUGUUUGUUGGUUGCCGAUAAAAGAGAAAUCAGUGACGCACGUGACCAUCUUACAGUACCGCUGGAAACACCACUGGAACUUUUCGGAGAAGAUAUCGAAAAAAUAGAGCCUUUCAUACCCAUUGAAACUUCAUUGUAUUCGGUUGAAGAAAUGGAUAUUCUCUACGAUUAUUAUCUUGAAAAGAAAUGGAUCGCCUCCGAGUCAGGACGCACAGAACGAGCAAAAAAAGAAUUGAAGUUCCUGAGUGGAAGGAACCCGUACUAUUAUGAACGAAUCUGUGCUUUUGUUUGA
Messenger RNA from Acanthocheilonema viteae, 2136 nucleotides. The record is from the annotation of a GenBank genome assembly. Lineage: Eukaryota; Metazoa; Nematoda; Chromadorea; Rhabditida; Onchocercidae.